Messenger RNA from Erigeron canadensis, 740 nucleotides. Its product is annotated as lipid transfer protein EARLI 1-like. Bases 70 to 582 code for a protein of 170 amino acids. Lineage: Eukaryota; Viridiplantae; Streptophyta; Magnoliopsida; Asterales; Asteraceae. The record is from RefSeq and is a predicted model, not a curated record. The transcript has a single exon.
UAGCUAUACAUUCACCCAUAAUCAUAUCCUCCACUACACUACACUACUAUCUUAGUUGCUCACUUAGAUAUGGCAUCAACCAAGAAUACCUCACUAGCUCUCUUUCUAGCAAUCAAUCUUCUCUUUUUUGCCACGGUGAGUGCCUCUGCGAAUUGCGGUUGCCCUACCCCUAAACCAAAGCCUAAACCCACACCAACACCUAAACCAACACCGCCAACACCUAAACCCACACCAACACCUAAACCAACACCGCCAACACCUAAACCCACACCAACACCUAAACCAACACCAACGCCUAAACCAACACCAACACCAUCUAAGCCUACUUGCCCCAAAGACACUUUGAAACUUGCGGUGUGUGCCGAUCUGCUUGGAGGGUUGGUUGGGGUUGUAGUGGGUUCUUCAUCUAGUAAGCCAUGUUGCACACUCAUCCAAGGCCUUGCUGACCUUGACGCCGCAGUUUGCCUCUGCACUGCCAUCAAAGCUAAUGUUUUGGGGAUCAACCUUAAUGUGCCUAUUGCUCUUAGCUUGCUUUUGAAUACUUGUGACAAGAAAGUCCCAAGUGGUUUCAAAUGUGCAUAAGUUGGUGAUGAUCGCUAUAUAUAUAUGCGAUUCCUUUUAUACGUGUUACUUUCUUUUUUCUGUCAUGUAAGAGCUUACCUCUCUCGAGGCUUUGCUUUACCGAGUAUUAAUUAUAUUUUGCAUCAAACUGAAUAAAAUCAUAUGUUAUAUUUGUGUUA